AUGCCAUUGCCCGCGCUGCAGGAUGGCAGCGGUCUCUCUGCCAGUCGAACUGGGGUGAAUGUUGUGUGUGACGCUGCUUGCUUGAGCACGAAUGAAGUCGCAGCUCUUGCAAUGGUGCCUGCUGGCGAAGAGUUUGUCAGCCCAGCGCGCAGAUUCUGCCAUGUAGCACUGCUGGAUGUGGCGCUCGGGGAACUGCCAGGCAUUAUCUUCCUUACCUGGUCGCCGAAUCCUGCUGCGCUUCGUGACUCUCUGGUGGGUUCUUUGCCAGCGAAGAAGGUCAGCCGGUCGCUGAGUGACGCAGUCAUGCAGCUGCAGGUGCUUCUCCAAGCUCUGCCUGUCGGGGUCGACUGCGGCGAUCUGUUGGCCUGUGCACUGUGCAGUGGAGGCCAAUGA
Messenger RNA from Symbiodinium natans, 393 nucleotides. The record is from the annotation of a GenBank genome assembly. NCBI's taxonomy places the organism in Eukaryota, Dinophyceae, Suessiales, Symbiodiniaceae.